AAAAUCGAGCGCACCUACGCUUCUCCUACGACACAUCCGUCGUUGCGCUUUAGCAUGUAGCUCCCCGGAAACACCAACCAAAGGUUCCGGCUGCUGCUGCCGGCAGUGUCAACUGCAGCAGAAAGGAAAGUGACAGUCAUAGUUUCUACACGAACAAGCACACCGUAGAGGUCAGUGACGUCAAAAGCAGAGCACAACAACAGCGAUGAAACAGCUGAAGCAGUUCAGACAUUAAAGCGUGUUCAGCGAAGCUCACGCAUUCACCACGGAGCUGAACGUAACCGGAUGAAUCCAAACUCACCGGAACUGAAACGUUAUGGAACCGUGAAGUGAUCUCAAUGUUUUAACCCGAACUUAAUGUCACGGAACAACGACAUCUGCUCAUCCACUUUCGUCGUAUCACUUUGGAGGAAGACAGUUAUUUUCGUGACUGCUAGAAGAAGACAUUUAAUCCACGAACAACAGAGAGUCGUCAUGUUCAGUUUCCUCGGACUGCGAAAAGAUAAUAAGAAGUCAACAUCUGAGAAGGAGGCAGAUGGAGGCUUUGUCAUCAUCGGUUAUAAACCAGGAGAAACAGUUGAAGAACAGAGGAGGAACAUGCAGAGCAUGAACAUCGCACAUCCGUCGACAAACGUCAUAGUGCAGCCUUCAAAGUCAUCCUACACACCUUCACCUCAACAUGGCAACAGAGAGCUCCAUAUACCUUUACCCACAAUAGGGCAGGCACCAGGGCCCUCAGCAGCGGAAACUGCUUCGACUCUUCCGGAUGUCCUUGGAGACGUCCCCUUCACUUUGGCUCCUCAUGUCCUGACUAUGCAGGCAGGAUUCCAGCUCAUUCCUGAUGUGCUGCUGUCCCGGGACAUAAACUACAACCUGGCCAAUUUUCAGUAUGACUUCACUUUAGAGAACUCAGUGCUCCAUAAUCCCUAGUUUGAUCGAAUGUUGAUAUCAGGAGCUGUCAACAAGAGUGGGGAACUUAGCAGAUUGUUGGCUAUGUGAGAAGUUCCAGCGCUACAACCUAUUGAACAAGUAAAUGAGAUUCUGUAGAAUUAAAAAGAAUUAAACUCUGACUAAAAUGACAUGAAAACACACACAAGAUUUUGAUUUGAAAAGCAUUGAAAUGAUGAGGAUGACAGGGUCUAACUUAAUUGCUUUGUUGGAACAGAAUGGCCCUGUUCCCUGUUGUGUUGCUCCCAGUGUGAAUACAAGGAGUACAGUGUGUUAUAAUCAUGUUGUCUCACUGUUAACAGGAUAGUUAUGGGUUAUUACAACUUGGGUCAAUAACAUUUCACUUACCAAGACAGUUGCUGACAUUGCUCACAAAAAGUAAGACAGGUCAAAUUUGAACCAAGACAUUGUCCAACAAACUAUGAUGGGUAGUUUACCAAGGAUAGUCUUGGUAAUAAUUUUACUUUCCUCUUUUCAAUAAUCUACUUAUUAGAUGUCCUUCUGGGUUUGGUUAUUAUCAAAAUGUAUGUACAAAGUUAAAUUCCUCUCUCUAAUGUAGCUGAGUAUCUAAAUCUGUCAUGUUUUUUGUUGUUAUUACAAGUAGAUACAAAGAGCUGUAGCCAAUAUGUGGUAUUAGCUUGACAAGGUAACAGUGGCAAACGAUGAAUGUAUAUAAAGAUGGACUACGCGCGAGUAAAAAAUAAAUUAAGCCAAAAUGUCCUGGUAAUGGAUGCUGCUAUCUUGUUCUAGUGACAUAAUUAUGUGAAACUGUAGUCUAAAGGUGAUACAUGUGCUUGGCCGAUCAUGAGUCAGUCUCAUCUGUCAAUAAUGACAUUUCAGUUUUUAUAGCAUCAAAUAAUUAAUUAAACUUUAUCAGAAACAUGAAUAUUGAACAAACAUCAGUGUGAUAAGAACUACUUAAAAUGACAGAGACGAUCUUUGGAAAAACUAGUUUGAGGUGUCCAUGCCUCAUUUACUAAAAUGGAGGGGGCGGGGUUGAGACCUGCACUGCAGCCAGCCACCAGGGGACGAUAGAGAUGAUUUGGCAUCGCUUUUGGGAACUGUCAUGUUUGUCUAUCUUUAAAUACGGUCAUCGGAAGCAAAGCAUGAAUGUAGUCAUUGGUUCUCGGGUCAAGUUUAGGUCUUAAAUUUGGCAGUGGCAGUCAUGUUCAGAUAAGUUCGGUUGUAAAGACGUGUUGGAGCUGGGUUUACGUCCCAGUGUUAGAUUUGCACUACUGACUUUUGUCUCAUGUCCAGACUUCAGCCUCCAUGUUGCCACAAUGUGAGCGCUGUUGUUUUAUUACUGGUACACAGGGUGACCCAAACUAUAAAGAUAAGACCCAAGUUGUACGAAAUUAGAAUUAUCCCUGAAGUAAAGGUUGAGAAGUUACUACAUACUGAUCCAUAGUCCUUGAGCUGUGAGCUAUGUAUUGAUUAUACCAGGUCAUUUCAAAAGCUAUGAGAAAAAGCCUGCUUUAUUUGAGCUCAUUUGAUGCUGUGGCUCGGCAUUUGGACAACUCUUCAAUAGAGUCACUUGAUAGAAACAACUAAUUCAUGCAGCUCUCUCGGGUCAACAAUGUUUGAGCUGCAACAAUCGAGGAUUGUCUGAAUGAAAAAUGUAUUUUUUUUACUUACUUCAGCUUCUGUGUCUUCUGUCAUAAUUUAAUAUGAUGCCAUUGCCUUUUAUAUAUUUGACAUGAUAUGAGGUAGCAACACUACUUGCAACGAUCAACAUUUUUGUGUGUUUUCAAUCCCGUUCAUGAAUAUGGCCUUCCUUUUGAUCCAUCAUAUAUUUUUCUACCAUUAUUACAAGGUUGCAUUAUCUGCAUUUUCCUUUAGUCUUUCCUUUUACGUGUUUAUGGAACACACUGUUCAUGAGAGGGAAGGUGAAGGGUAAAAUAUACUCAUGAUUAGUUCCGACCACGCUCAAUAUACUGGUGUUCAGAGUGAAUCUCUCACAAACGAAACUGAAAUAACUCUUUUUACAUGUUGGAAAACUGAAUGUUGUGAAUAGCACGAGCCCCAUCUCUAAAUGGUACCGAACAGUCAUGUGGAACUGCAUAUCAUGUGAAGUCACUUGCUGUUUGUGUAGGUAAAUUUAAGUUUUUACCAUGUAUUCUUUUAACUUAACAUUAGUAAAUAGACUUUGUGCCACUCUCUGCAUGUGUCUCCCAUCGUCUUUCAGCUCAUCAACUCACUGAUAAGUCUCUAUUGUGCUCAACUUACAUGAUAAGUGUGAUAAGUUGUGCUGUGUUAGAGUCUACAUUUGACAGAUUGUGGUGGAAUGAAUACAUCUUAGCUAUCUUUUGUGCUUUGUUGUUGAUACAUACUGUAAAAAUACAGGGGUUAGUUUUUAGUUUGUCUUAAAUCUGUACCUCCUGGUUUGAACCAUGGUCUCAGCAGAGUACAUGAAGCUGGAUGAACUGACAUCUUAACCGUUGUAUUGUCCUUUGUUCUGACUUAGUUUGAUAAACAUUUAAACUCAGCACAGAAUUUUUUUGCAGAGUGAGCUGUACUGUGCAGCAAUACUGUGUUUACACCUCUGAUUGUUUAUACAUGAUCAAACUGGGUCUCUUAAAACCUGUUGUGCCUUUAAUAUGCAGCCCAUACCAUUCGAAUUGUACCUUUCCCUCUCACUAAUAUGUCACUAAAAUAAGUUCAUGCUGGUAUGGUAUUCUCCUGGUUGUAACUGUGGAAGGCAACUUACUUUACAAAUAAAUUUGAAGAAGGA
This is a messenger RNA of Paralichthys olivaceus (Japanese flounder), 3679 nucleotides long. It is a transcript of the gene umad1, whose product is annotated as UBAP1-MVB12-associated (UMA) domain containing 1. NCBI's taxonomy places the organism in Eukaryota, Metazoa, Chordata, Actinopteri, Pleuronectiformes, Paralichthyidae. The record is from RefSeq and is a predicted model, not a curated record.